AUGUGUGGAUUACAAAUUUCUCUGUCUUGCCUGUGACUAGCUCUGGUAGCUUUUUCCAUUUUUUUCUUUUUAUUGAUUCAGAAAGAGAUCCUGGGAUAUCCAUUUCUUUGUCUCUUUUGCACUGGGAGACAAAUUAACUUAGAAAACUUAGGCCUUUCAAGUAUUCCCAAGAAUUUUCCUAGAAGUACAAUGCUUUUAUAUCUGAGUGGAACUAAUAUAACCCAUGUAAAUCUAAAUGAAUCAAUAAAUCAUCAGGCUCUUGUAGCACUUUAUUUGGACAAUUCUAGUAUUUCACAUGUGUAUUCAAAAGCUUUUGUUGAUUUGAAGCAACUGUAUUAUCUAUACUUAAGCCAUAAUUUAAUAAAACAUUUAGAUCCAGGAAUGUUUGCGGGACUUUCAGCUCUUCAUAAUUCGUAUUUACAGUCUAAUCAGAUAGCUUUUGUUCCUGAAGGAUUAUUUAGUGAUCUAGCUUCAGUUCAUUAUCUUACUCUGCAAAGAAAUUGCCUCACUGUUCUUGGAAUUGGUACCGUCUUUGGAAUGAUAAGUCUCCAGACAUUUAAUCUGGCUGACAGUAAAAUUUCAAAGAUAACAGAUUCAGCAUCUCUUCAUCGUGGAAACUUUAAGUGUUUGUAUCUUGAAAGUAACAAUUUAACAAAGAUCCCAUCAAAUGCUUUUAGUGUUUUUAAAAACCUUAAAAAACUUAAUUUGUCCCAUAACCACGCUGACUCAAAACAUCCUUUUGCAUUUAAAGAACUAGUCAAGCUGAAGUACAUACUUCUGAAAAAUGCAAGCAUCAGAAAUGUUUAUAAGGAUGGAUUUAGUGGAAUUAAUGAUCUUAAACAUAUUACUUUAAACCAUAAUGAUUUGGAAAAUUUAAAUUGUAACAUGUUUAGAUUGUUAGACAACUUAAUGUACCUACAGUUAUAUAGAAACAGAAUAAUCAGCAUUGAUGGUAAUACAUUUGAAUGGGGAACUUUGUUAAAAAUUCUUAAUCUGUCAUUUAAUAAUCUUACAGACCUGCAUCCUAGAGUUCUUAAAUCCUUAUCUUCAUUGAUACAUCUUCAAGCCAAUUAUAAUCCUUGGGACUGUAGCUGCAAAUUGUUGAGCCUACGUGACUGGCUAACAUCUUUAGCCAUUACUCUGAACAUCUAUUGUCAAAAUCCUCCAUCAGUGCAUGGCAGAGCUUUGCAUUACAUUAAGUCGACUGAAUUUGCAGAUUGCCUUUCUUCCUCCACUAAUGGAUCACCAGCCUGGGCAUUAGAAUCUCUUCAGAUUCAUCACAAGACUAUGGCACUAAUGAAGGCCUGGCAUAAAUUAGCUACAUUUGGAAAAAAUUUUGAAAAGUCUGAAACUGAGAGUGUUACCUUCAGAGGAAGAGUUCUGACUUCAACUCCCAAUAGGUUUUUUCAAGAACAUGCUUUUGAGAAUCCAUCAGAGACAACAACAGCGUUACCGGUACAAAUACAGCUUAACCCUGUUAACUUGAGUGUGGAAAACAAUAGUGUCCUGCCAACCAGUGUUGUCUCUUUAACACAAGAGACAGCUUUGAUAUGUACACAGGACGUUGAGAAGUUGAAUCAGGCUUUUGACAUUUUGUUAGUUUUUUUCAUUUUAGCUUGUGUUGUGAUUAUUUUUCUGAUCUUUAAGAUUAUUCAGUUUAAUCAAAGACUGAAGACACAAGAAAACUCGAGUGAACACAAACUAGAAUACUACAGUUUUUAUCAGUCAGCUAGGUAUAGUGUUACAGAACCACUUUGUGCUAGGGCUCAGAAUCCAUUAGGAAGAACAGUUAUGGAACAAGUUGGACUUCCUAAACAAAUAAUGCCUGAAAGUCAGGCACAGGUCAUCCUGUUUGAACAUUCUGCCUUGUAAUCAUAUUCAGCUUAACUCUUU
Molecule: messenger RNA, 1893 nt
Organism: Trichosurus vulpecula (common brushtail)
Lineage: Eukaryota; Metazoa; Chordata; Mammalia; Diprotodontia; Phalangeridae
Gene: LRRC70
Product: leucine rich repeat containing 70
Cellular component (GO): extracellular matrix
Molecular function (GO): protein binding
Source: RefSeq, a predicted model, not a curated record